AUGGAUGCACAGAAUGAUGUUAAUAGGGGAGAAUUCACGUGGAAAAUCAGCAACUUCUCCAAGCAAGAUGCGAGGAGGGUUUAUUCUGAAGUAUUCAGAGUUUCUGGUUGCAGAUGGAGAAUUCUGGUAUGCCCCAAGGGGAAUAGGAACAUCACGAACCAUUUGUCGCUGUACGUCGAUGUCCCUGACUCUUCCACGUUGCCGAACGGGUGGUCGAGAAAAGCCAAGUUCACCUUGAGUGUGAUCGAUCAAAUCAAUGAUGUUCGCUCUAUUAGAAUGGGAUUACAAUGCAAAGAGAGUGACUGGGGUUUCACAAGUUUCAUUCCGUUGACUGAGCUUCAUGAUCGUACUGGGGGAUACCUAGUAAAUGACACUUUGGUGAUUAAAGCUGAAGUUUGCCUCUUAGCAGUUACUCCUACUAAGCCAGUUAGACCAGCUGACUUUGACUCCUAUUUUACUGGUCUGAAGGAACUCAUUAAUGCUGAUGAGACUCACGGUGCUAGCGUAGGAUCAAGUUCGCGCUACCGAGAUGGUGCUUUGACAGCUGAAGUUCCUAGUUUAGAAGAAGUUGAGAAGGCUAAGCAGUCUUUGAAGGAGUGCCUUUCGGAUCUCUUUAAAUUGAAUAUGAAAGAGAGGCUAUCUGAGGCACUAUCAACUUUAAGUGUGGCCAGAACUGGAGUAUCGUCAGAGCAACAAAUAGCAAUUAAGACAUUUCGGGCAAAUUUCAAUGAUUUCACUUCCGAUUUCUUAACAUUUGAGCAGGACAAUGCUGAGUUUGAGCUGCAAAAUUUGCAAAAGGAUCAAUUGUUCUCUGCUAUGAAGAAAUGCCAUGGGACUCACCUCUUGUAUAAGCAGUUAAUGGAGGACCUAACCAAGGAAGACGAAGAGCUCAAGAGAAAGAUGGCAGAAGGUAAGUCUAAGAGGGACAAGCUCCUCUCAGACUGGGAGAUCUUGUGGGAUGAAUCCGAAGAAGUGAAGUCGGGCUAUGAAGAUAAGCAGAAGGAAGUAGCAGAGGCCGAGGAAAAGAAGAGAAUAGCUGAGGAACGAAUGUCUAGAUCAACCACUGCUUGGUCAAAUUUGAAGGCCCAAUUCUGUUAGAACUUUAAGGUUUCAAAUAGGCUAUGAGCAAUUGUUCACUCUAGUAUGGAAACUGUGUUUUAGCCUGAUUAUUUGUAGGCCAAUCUUCGGCAGAACAAUUGCUUGGUGUGGCUUAUAUGGUUGAUCCUAUAUCGUGUUAGUUUA
This is a messenger RNA of Eucalyptus grandis, 1242 nucleotides long. RefSeq names its product MATH domain and coiled-coil domain-containing protein At3g58270. The transcript has 3 exons. The record is from RefSeq and is a predicted model, not a curated record. Lineage: Eukaryota; Viridiplantae; Streptophyta; Magnoliopsida; Myrtales; Myrtaceae. Bases 1 to 1098 code for a protein of 365 amino acids. Gene Ontology annotation, molecular function: protein binding.